AUGAUGAGUAACUGGAAAGUAUUAUUCAUUAAUAUCUUUCCUUCCAAUCCGGAAAUUGGUGAAAUUGGUUCUAUUAAAUUAAAUAUAUGGUUAGCUAAUAUAACGGGUGUGCCGAUAAUUGGUCUACAAAAGGAAUCAAACGGUUUAAAAGCGUUAAUUUUGUUGUAUGGCAUUUGUACGAGUUUUUUAGUGACAUUUGCUUAUACUGGUUUUGAAAUUUAUGAUUUGAUUUUGAAUCUAGAUGAUUUGGAUAAAAUAACACAGAAUAUCUGUUUGUCAUUGACACAUGUUACGGGUGCUGUGAAGAUUAUAAAUUUGUUCUUUAGAUACAAAGAUCUGAAAAAGGUUAUAGGCAUGCUAGAGUAUGUUACCAAAACUUAUACCAAAUCGAGCAAACAGCUUGAGACCUUUCAAAACGGUGAACUGGAAAAUAAAAUAGUCUUAUGUAUUUACAUAGGCAUAGUAGGCACUACUGGAUUUUUGGCCAUGAUCGUUCUUUUCAUGCAUCCUGAAUCUGUUGCUGGUGAAAUAUUUCCAUAUCGUGUUAUUCUACCCUCCUGGUUACCACUAUUUUGGCAACUCAUCUAUAUGGGUUUAAGUGUCCUAAUAUUUGCCAUACAAAUUGUGGCCGUUGAUUAUUUAAAUGUAACCAUCAUCAAUCAAAUACGUUUUCAAUUGAAUAUAUUAAAUUUGUCAUUUGAUGAAUUGACCAUUACAAACAAACAGGAUACGAAGGCAUUGGAGGUAUUCAAAGGAGAACCAUUAAAACGUUUGAAUUCCAUAAUCGAACAUCAUUCUUUAUUGAGGGAAAUUCGUCAACGGACAGAGGAUAUAUUCUCGCAACCGGUCUUGCUGCAAUUUUUCACGUCUUUGAUGAUAUUUGCCAUGACCGGUUUUCAGGCCACGGUCAGAACUGGUGGCAGCAAUGGGGCGGUUUUAAUUUACUUUUAUUGUGGCUGCAUCUUUUGUCAACUUUUCGUUUAUUGUUGGUUUGGCAAUGAAGUUUUUGAACAGAGCAAAACUCUAGCCACCAGUGGUUUCAACUCAUCGUGGUAUCUUUUCGAUCGGCGCUAUGGUAAAUCUCUUGUGGUCUUAACCAAUGCCCAACGUCUCAUGUUUACAGCUGGCGGUUUUAUGGGACUUUCUCUGCCAAGUUUUGCCGGUAUUUUGAGUAAAUCGUACUCAUAUAUAGCACUAUUACGUCAAAUAUAUGGAAGAAAAUAA
Molecule: messenger RNA, 1224 nt
Organism: Lucilia sericata (common green bottle fly)
Lineage: Eukaryota; Metazoa; Arthropoda; Insecta; Diptera; Calliphoridae
Product: putative odorant receptor 92a
Biological process (GO): detection of chemical stimulus involved in sensory perception of smell; sensory perception of smell
Cellular component (GO): plasma membrane
Molecular function (GO): olfactory receptor activity; odorant binding
Source: RefSeq, a predicted model, not a curated record